GGAAAGCUGCCGAAAUUUUUGUUUGACAAGGAGUAGACGUUUCCACGGCAACAGAUUAACCACGUGACCCACUGUCCGGUGUUGAGACGAUCGGGAAGAUAUCUAGUCCUGAGAUAACUUUGUCUCUGGUUUGUGUACGAGAGGCGGCUGAUCUCAGGAGGCGUGUCCAAUUUUGUAUUGUAUGAUAUGGCGUCUGCCAUGGAGUGUGAAGAUAUGGCGAACUGUGCCCGAGAACAGGAUGCUCGAUACUCCACCCUAUCCAAUUUUGAAGUGGAGAAGAAAAUUGGGAAAGGCCAGUUCUCAGAGGUGUACAGGGCCAAGUGUAGCGGAGAUAGGAGCGCUGUGGCACUGAAGAAAGUUCAGAUAUUUGAAAUGAUGGAUGCCAAAGCACGUCAAGACUGUAUAAAGGAAAUUGAUCUUCUUAAGCAAUUAAACCACCCCAAUGUGAUAAAGUAUUUGGCAUCAUUUAUAGAAGAAAAUGAGCUGAACAUAGUGCUGGAGCUGGCCGAUGCUGGGGACCUGUCACGAAUGAUAAAGCACUUUAAAAAACAGAGCCGUUUGAUUCCAGAGAAGACCAUUUGGAAAUACUUCAACCAGAUCUGUAGUGCUUUGCAGCACAUGCACUCACGGAGGAUCAUGCAUAGAGAUAUCAAGCCCCAGAAUGUAUUCAUCACAGCUCAAGGUGUGGUCAAGCUAGGGGACCUGGGCCUGGGGCGAUUCUUCAGCUCAAAGACCACUGCAGCACAUUCCUUAGUGGGCACACCAUAUUACAUGUCACCAGAGAGAAUCCAUGAAAAUGGCUACAACUUCAAGUCUGACAUUUGGUCAUUAGGGUGUCUGCUCUAUGAGAUGGCCGCCCUCCAGUCACCAUUUUAUGGAGACACCAUGAACCUGUACUCUUUGUGUAAGAAGAUAGAGCAGUGUUAUCCGCCCCUGCCUGCAGACUGUUACUCCGAGGAGUUGCGCAAUCUAGUGAAGAAAUGUAUCAACCCAGAUCCUGAGCAGAGGCCGGACAUCGAGUAUGUGUACAACAAGGCGAGGGAGAUGCAUGCUCUGAGCUCGCAAGCACAGCCGCAGCUGCAGAUUCAGCAAGUACAGAUGCAGCUGCCCAACCCACACAUGCAGCAGCCAUUUUUGCAACAACAACAAGUUCCCCAGAGCUGAGGAGAAUGUUUCGUCCAAAAAGAGAAAACAGAAGUGAUGUUGUUAUAUAUCAGCUAGACCUGGUAUGGCAUGUGGAGGGGUAUAUGAUUGUUGGGGGGCUACAGGGGAGAUAACUGUGUCUGAACUUUGGAAAUCUGUGAAAAGGCGGUUGGGGGCAAUAUUAUAAAAUAUCUUUUUGGGUGUAAUUUUUCUGUUUUCAUUCAUUCAGAUCUUGAAAUUAACAUCAGUCUGAGACCAGGUGAAUUUUUAUCAAGAACAGGUCCUACUGGACUGUGAUUUAUCAACAUUUCAUUCAGUUACCUCUUACAUGUACCUUACCAGUGUAUAUUUUUGAACAAUCUUCUGAAAAUAUGGCUUUUACUAUACUCUCUAGACAAAGUCAUUUAGGUGGAAAAUAAAUCACAGUGCAGUUUGAUCAUGUUAAAUCAUUUAAAGUGACAUGGUCACCUAAAAUUUGGAUUUUCAAACAAAUUUUGAGUUCAACGUCUUAACCAAAUUUUAAAGUUCAUUCAUAAACUAAUUAAAUCACAUUGAGACAAAAAAUAUUCAUUGAGUAUGUAGCUUGUGCAAGCCUGGAGAAGUCCUCUGCCGUUAUUCGAAUUCAAAACAAAGAGGGCGGGCCAUUUUGCUUCAUUAAUAUUCAACCGUAAGGGCCGGAAGCAUGUGCACAGCGUUUGGAAAGUUCCCUAUGAUACCGAGUUUUGAUCAGCUGACGAACUCAGAUAAUUUCGAAUAUUGAUACACAGGUACAUGCAGAGUACAGCAGCUUAAACAGCAUUGAGAAAAGGUUACGAAUAAUCUUCUCAUUAAACUAAGAGUCAGAAACAUGUUUCGGCUUGAAGUUUAACACCCCCUGCCCACAAUAACAACAAAAUUUGCAUCCACCUAUCAGGCAGUAGUUUUACGACAUCUUUGUGCUUCACGAGACCCUUUUCUUUCUUCAGUGUACUCCACCGUUCAAACUGACCACCAAUUACAACUCUAGACUUGCUUGUCAACCUGUAGAGCUCUUUUUUUUUUAUGCCUAUUUUUGGCCAAUCCUACCAUGUGCGAGCCGUAAGUCCUUCUUCUAAGCGUGUAUUCAGCUAUGAAGUUGACCGAGCGCCGUGUGCAUGCUCCAUUUCCACUGAAUUGACCACACCUCAUUUAAAUAUUCUGGUAGAAUUUUGACUCUUCAGAUUUUUUGUUAUUUUUAAACAUUCACUGAAUGCCCAAUGCGGGGGGUGGGAUUAACAAAAAGCUUGUGACUUUUGCUUCUUGAGAAAAAAUCCCCCAUACUCAUGUCAUUCUGUCAUAACUCCAAAAUACCAAAUAUUUGGUCGAUCAUGUCACUUUAAUGAUGACGAGCUAAUAUUUAGACGAACCAGUAGAUCUCAAACGACACUGGUCCUGUAGGUCAUUAGCAGACAUUUUGUUGUAAAUUUCAACACAGGUACAUUUCGUACAUGUACCUGUGACAAGAUUUACAGCUUUUUUUUUUAAUCUACCUUGGCCCUCUGUGUCACCUUAACCGUUCAGAAGCCAUACCACUUCUAGGACUGGGUAUACCUGCAUUAUUUUCUGUGUUACCUAGUUGAUGUUUAACUAAACGGUUGCAGUGCUGAUCUUGCAUGUUACAUAUUACGUUCUGUGGAAAAUGUCAUGAUGUACAUGUUGGCUGCCUUGUAAUAAGGUUCAAGCUGUGCAAACAUUCCAUUCUGUGACACAACCAUGUAGAGGUGCUCUAGUUUGUGCAUCUUUUGUCGAGCCAUGAAUGCGACCAUUCUGCAUGGGUGUGACUCAUUCUGCAUCAAGUUGACCGUCUUUUUAAGAUUUUUCACAUAUUUUUUUUAGUGUCGGGGAAAUUUCCAGCCUUAACCCUGCACAAAUCUUGUUUUUGAAGUGUGAAUUACAGGGCUAAAAAGAACAAAAAAAAGAUCUUUCUUGCGUAAAUAUGGUAUAAAAAGAAAUCUGUGUCAAUAAUGAAAUGUCAUGGAAUAAGAUCUGGUGUUAAAAUUAAAAGGGUUUUUCCCUUCAGUGUACACAUCGUGUUGCGUGGGAUUUGAAAUGCAUGUAUUAUUGCCUGUGAAGUAUUAGCAGUCAACAUUGAAGGGAAAGGAAAGACGCAAAUCUUGGUCUAGGUAAGAAAGGUGAAAGGUGUGUAUUUUGGUAGAAAAAUUGAUGACUUUUGUCGUGAUAUACAUUGUUCCUGUACAACAUUUGUUAGACAUAUGUAGAGAGAAGUCUGCCAAUUUUUACUGGAGUGUUGUCCAUGUUCUUUGGAUACUAUGUGGAGAGGACAUGCUUGCUGAAAGCUUUGGAAAGCCAAAACUCAUGUCAAUUUUUUUAUUCUGCUUAUCUCAACUGACAAACGUGUGUUAAAUGUAAUACAAUGCUUUUAUUUCUAAAAAAUGCUUAUAGCUGAUGACUCAUGUGAUACAUGUAUCUUACUGAUGUAUGAUUGAAAAAUUACUACUGCAUUUCUUCAGCCUCUUCACAUGUGCCCAAAGUGUUCGUUCAAGCUUAUUCUGUAGACUGUUAAAAUUACACCGUUUUGAAGCCCUGAAAUUGGCCAAUCCAACCAAUGUAGUUUUGUCUCCAAAAUCAAAUUAAAAAUGUGCAUAAAUUGCACUGAAAGUUGCUCUUUCAUACGUGAAAAGGUUGAGGAAUAAGGGUGAGUAUGAUUUGAGUGUGUUCUGCAGAAAUCCAUUUUGAUUUAUCCAAAUUUGACUGUUACAGAUGUGAUAUAAAUGUUAAUUUAUGUAAUAUAUAAUCUCAUCAGGUUGAUUUUUCCCAGCUUGUGGUUUAUUAUUAGUAUUAUUAUUAUAACCCAAAAAAAGCCCCAUUAUUGACAUCUGUACACAGGUGAGCUGGUUGUGGGCGAAAUUCACAGUGUGUACAGUUUUUGUUAAUAGUAGGGAUUUUUCAAUGUUUAUUAGGAGUUGUACUGGUAAAAUGAUAAUCGGCAACCAAAUUCUUAGAUCUGGAGAAAACUUGAAAUGCCUUGAAAGUAUAUUUCAAGCAACAAACUUAAGUUUUAAGAUUCCCUCGAACAAGAAUGAUAAAUGCUCAGCAAUUGCCUGUCAGGAUUUGCUGUACAACAGGAAGUGGACUUUUUCAUGACAAAUUUUGAGUUAAAACAGCUAAUCUGGGACCAGAGAUAUUUUGAACAAACUGUAAAUACUACACAUAGAACUCUGUUAUUGAAAUUAUACAACUAAGAGUGUUACUCCAGUGGGGCCAAAAUUUUGUACCAUUAUUGAUACCAUUGUAAAGCCCUGGUUAAGUAUUUCCAUGAUUUUAGGGAGUUGUUGGUGGCAAUGACAUUCACCCUGACUUUUUGGCUUAAAGCUACGCCAGUCACAAUUUUGAUUUUACGACCAGAAUAAAUUUUUUUUCAAUGUCAGAGGAUCAUAUUUAUAUGAUCAGAAAGCCUUGAAAAUUGUAAAUAAAAAAUCCAUUGAAGUGGGAAGAGAAUAAAAAAUUUACCAGUAAAAAAAAAAACACAAAUAAAAAAUAAAAAAGUACUCUUAUUAGUCAGUAGUCCUAGAUGUCUUUCACCAUGUUCUGACUGCAACUUGUGUUUUAAGAUUCUUAGAUUCGAGCUGGGCUGUUUCUACAUAAAUUUAAUAAUGAUUUUCGUUGUCAUAUAAGUGUAAAACUGUGUGUCAGUUGUAGGUUUGAAAGUCUCUGUGCAAAGUUUGAAAACAACUGACAGUCAAUCUGGUAAAGAUUCACAGUGGGAAAACCAUACAUGGAGUUGUAGAUAGGAAAUAUGUGUACAUAGUUUGUUGAAAUGAGUCAAUCUGGUAAAGAUUCGCAAUGGGGAAACUAUUUGUGGAAGCAAAUAUCUGUAUGAAGUUUUAUAAGAAUGUUGUUGAUCCAUGUUACUGUUUACUGUUAUAGCUAUCAAGAUUUACUUCAUAUAUGGAAAACUCUCUUAUCUUCCAACUGGCAUAUGAUUAUGUCAAAACACUGUAGAAUAAAGAUUUUUGGCAAAAAAAAAAUCAAUAUGGAAAUCAAAUCAAAUAUUCUCUUCUUACCAAGAAUAGCUCAAACUUUUGCCUUUCAAUAAUCUGUACUAUGUAUACUGAUUUUUAAGUUUGAAGAAGUUGUAAAGUGUCUCGUAUUAUAACUUUUACCAACUUUUUCAUCAAUUUUGAACCCUAACUUGUGAACAGACAAGGCUUAUAUUUUGUGAAAGGUAAUAGUUUGAGCUAUUCAGAAGUAAAGGCAAAAAUUCAAAUGGAUUUGCUCAAUGAAUUUUGUUGCCAAAAAUCUCUGGCAUAACCUCCUUAAAUCUGCAGAUAUUCCUGUUAACUGUAGGGUUGUAUGUUGGUGAAUUAGCAGUUACUGGCCCUUCAUUUUCCUUCCAAUAGUCAACUGUCGAUGUGAACUCAGGUUUAAACGGAUUAAUUGUUCUUUGUUGUUGUUGUUAUCUGUUGUUGACAACAAUUAUUUAAAUCCAGAAGUGCUUGUUCAAGCCUUAUCUGAGUAUACUGUAGCAUUAAGGGUUUCAAAAUUCACAGGUGCUGUGUACCGUUCUCAAAGUGCACUGUAGACUUAUAAAUAGCUUCCCCUGUUUCCAUGGUUACAUGUAUCAUGGCGGCAGACAUGACAGAGAGCUUUUGCCACUAUGACUGAAUGCUGUUAUCUCAUCCAAAUGACAAAUCCAAAUAAUGGAUUAUUCACUCAGACUAAAAAAACUACCGCUGAUAAAUGUACAUGUUAAUGUAGAUAAAAGUUUGGAUGCAGGAAUAGACACUGUAAACCUCAGAGGGAAAGGUUGUCUGUCGGAUAAUUCUGGAUGCGUUUGUUUGUUGAUCGUUAAUAUGGAUAGAUUACAUGUUGUGUUACCACACUUCAGACGUAGUGUCACUAUAGAAGCCAAAAAGUUCUACACCAGUUUUUAAUCAAGGUGAACUUUAUCUGUUUACCAACAAAUGUGAUUGAAAUGAUGAAAUUUGGGCUACCUAAGUGGACAGUUUAUGAGUUCUGUUGUAUUUUAAUAGUUGCCAUGUGCAAAUGUUGGGACCCCUUUGAUAUUUAAAUCAUGAUUAACACCCCAAACCUCACCCCCCGAACACCCUGUUCAGCAUAUACUUUUCUCUAUUCCGUCCAGCCUUCUCAAUUGUAUUUGUGCCUUUUUAAGCUUACACUGACUCAGUACAUUUGACUUGCAUGCUGCUGUUUUGGGGUAGGGUGUACAGUAGACAGUUGGAGCUACUUUUCCAAUACACACUUUUUUGAGAUAUGUAGUUAUGACAAUAGAGUGAUCAGGUUUAUAGACUGGCAUUAUAUUUUUGGGUGCUGGUCGCAGGACAUAUUUAAAUUUUUACUUUCACAUCAUCUCUGAACAGAGGUGGGCGUUGAAGGUAUUUCGAGGAGUUACAUCAAGAAUGGAGAUGCUUUGUAUAUAUUUACGUUUCUGAACUGAUAAAUGUGUCAGUUUUUUUUAUUUUAAUGUCUUUGUUAAAUAGUGUGCUGUGUAAGAUUAUCAAUGGCUGAUUUAGAUGACUUUUUUUUCUGUAAAUGUCAAAUAUAUUUGAGAAUUUUUUACACAUUUCUCAUUCUUGUCCGUCCACUUGUGAUAACUGUGUGUCUAGUCUUUGAUAAUGUACCAUACAUAUAUAUCAUAUGCUCAGUUGAUGACAAGGGAGGUAAUAACUUGUGUACUACCUGAAGUGCUAUACCAGCUCUGGGACAAGUGUCGUAAAACUUUGUAAAUCUAAUUGUAAUGUUUUGAGCUAAUGGUCUAAGGGGGACAUUGCCCACUUUCACAAAACUUUGUAAUUCAGCCUAACGUCACUUCCAUCAUAAAUCGUGGCGCUAUAGAUGUCAAAAUACAAAAAAAAAAAAUUACAAGAACAGUUUUAUGACAGUUUUUAAAAUUGGUCCCUGAGGUUAUACAAGAGAACUAGUGCACUAGUUAAAAUAAGCAAAAGUUAUGUUGAUGUCA
Messenger RNA from Liolophura sinensis, 7102 nucleotides. RefSeq names its product serine/threonine-protein kinase Nek7-like. Lineage: Eukaryota; Metazoa; Mollusca; Polyplacophora; Chitonida; Chitonidae. Gene Ontology annotation, molecular function: ATP binding; protein serine/threonine kinase activity. Gene Ontology annotation, biological process: peptidyl-serine phosphorylation. The record is from RefSeq and is a predicted model, not a curated record.